CUCCGAGAUUAUUGUCUCUCUCUUGCCUACUGUUACUGAAAGUGAAGCUCGGUAAAGAGAGAGAGUGAGUCGUUGACGUAGGAGGAUGAAGGAAGAGAGUGAGAGUUCGCAGAACCGUAGGAGUAACCGGAACAGAGUAUCCUCAGCUUCAGCUUCCGCUGCUCCCGUUGACAGAUUCCGACGAUCGCCUUCUCCACCUCAAACUGCUGCCGCCAGCUCUGUAGGAGCAUCGUCUCAUGCGGUUCCGGUAAACGCUGGGAGUGUGGACUGGACGGGUCAGGGGAUUGGAUCGUCAAGACGUUCUUGUAGACCUUGGGAUAGAGGAGAUUUACUUAGACGCCUUGCCACUUUCAAGCCUUGUAAUUGGCUUGCCAAACCCAAAACAGCUAGUUCUCUGGCUUGUGCUCAGAAAGGCUGGGUUAGUGUUGACCUUGACAAAAUUCAAUGCGAGUAUUGUGGAUCCAGUCUACAUUACACUCCUACACAAAAUUCGUUGAAUCAUCCCCAAGCUGAUAGCAUCAGAGAAGAAUUCUCGAAGCAGCUUGAUGGCGCACAUGAGAGCUCUUGUCCCUGGAUAGGAAACUGUUGUCCAGAAAGCUUAGUUCAGUUUCCUCCGACUCCUCCACCAGCCUUGAUUGGAGGUUACAAGGAUCGUUGUGAUGGGCUCCUACAAUUGUAUUCUCUACCUAUUGUUUCGGUUUCUACUAUUGACCAGAUGCGUGCCUCAAGAGGGCCACAAGUGGACCGUCUUUUGGCACUGCCUCAAGUCUAUGCCUGUGAUGUUCCCAGUUUAAAAACGGAUAGUGUCUCAGCUGCAGAAACGUCCAAAGAAGAGGCUCUCAGUAAUUACUCUCGUGCUCAAAAGCUUAUAAGCCUAUGUGGAUGGGAGCCUAGAUGGCUUCCAAAUAUCCAAGAUUGUGAAGAACAUUCUGCCCAGUCAGCUAGAAAUCAAAGUCGUCUACAAGAUCCUGGUCCAAGCAGAAAACAGUUCUCAGCAUCAUCCAGAAAAGCCUCUGGAAAUUAUGAAGUUCUAGGUCCAGAAUAUAAAUCCGAAUCCAGAUCACCUUUGCUGGAUUGUAGUUUAUGCGGCGUAACCAUCAGAAUUUGGGACUUCUUGGCCACUUCUAGACCGGUUCCACUUGCGCCUAUCAGUGUCAAUCUUCCUGAAACAAGCAAGAAAAUGGGAGUGACACGUGGCACUAGUGCAACUAGUGGAAUCAAUGGAUGGUUUGCUAAUGAAGACAUGGAACAGCAGCAAAAUGAAGAUGUUGACGAGGCUGAAACAUCAGGUAAAAGGAGAUUAGUAUCAAAUACAGGUAUAAGCUUCUAUCAAACUGCAGCUGGUGCAUCAUCCUCUACGCAGCUGAACAUGUCUGUGACGCGUGAGAAUUACCAAUUUAGUGAUAGAGGAAAGGAAGUUAUGCGAAGGCAACCUUCAGGAAGUGAGGCUGGUGAUCGAGCUGAUUCAUAUGAAUCACGAGGGCCAAGUACUCGUAAACGGAACCUGGAAGAUGGUGGAAGCACGGCUGAUAGGCCUUAUCUACGUAUACAACAUGCAGAUAGUGUUGAAGGGUCUGUUGUUGACCGCUAUGGUGAUGAGGUUAAUGACGACUCAGCAGGGGCUUCAAAGCGUACCCGAGGCUCUGAAGUACAAGAAACUUUUGUUCCCUUUUAUGGGAGAGAUUUAUCAGUGGGUGGGCCAAGUCACUCAGUGGAUGCUGAAAACGAGAGGGAAGUAAAUAGAAGUGACCCGUUUAGUGAAGGAAAUGAACAAGCCAUGGCUUUCCCAGGUGCCAGAGACUCCGCACGUGCUUCCUCUGUCAUUGCGAUGGAUACAAUCUGCCACAGUGCCAAUGAUGAUUCGAUGGAAAGUGUGGAAAACCGUCCAGGGGAUUUUGAUGACGUAAAUUAUCCUUAUCCCUCGGUGGCGAGAGCUCAAAGUGCUGACUUCAACGAUCCUUCAGAACUGAAUUUAAGCAAUCAGGCUCAGCAGAGUGCAUGCUUCCAACCAGCUCCUGUUCGGUCUAAUGCUGAACAAGGCAUUAGCAGCAUAAACAACGGUGAGGAAGUACUGAACACUGAGACUGAGACUGAGACUGAGACUGUCAUUGCUCAGGAAAAAGAUGGACCGAGUUUAGGUGUUAGUGGGGGUAGUGUUGGAAUGGGUGCAAGUCACGAGGCAGAGAUCCACGGAGCUGACGUUUCAAUCCAUAGAGGGGAUAGCGUUGUUGGAGACAUGGAACCAGUUGCGGAAGUCAUAGAAGUUUUGGGAGAGUUCGCACCAGACCAAGGCGUUACUGAUGAUUUUGUUCCUGAAGAAAUGGAUCUAGAAGGUAGGCUCGGGGAUAGUCAAGAUAGGGUGUCUCAAUCCGUUGCAAGGGCGGACAGUGGCGGCUCCAAAAUUGUUGAUUCGUUGAAGGCUGAAUCUAUUGAAAGCGGCGAAAAGAUGAGCAACAUGAACGUGUUGAUGAACGACGAUAGUGUUCACCCAUCACUGUCUUGUAAUGCCAUUGUGUGCUCUGGUUUUGAAGCAUCUAAAGAAGAAGUGACUCAGACUUGGAACGAGUCUCCGCUCAACGCUGGCUUUGCACUCCCUGGAUCAAGCUACACUGCUAAUGGCCAAGGUCCAAACGGAGAUAGCAAUGAUGAACUUGUGGAGUUUGAUCCAAUAAAGUAUCACAACUGUUACUGCCCUUGGGUUAAUGAAAAUGUGGCUGCUGCUGGAUGUAGCAGCAACAGCUUGAGCUUCUCAAGUAUCGCCGAGGCGCUUUGUGGAUGGCAACUAACACUUGAUGCCCUUGAUUCGUUCCAGUCACUCGAAAAUGCUCAAAUCCAGCCAAUGGAAUCAGAAUCAGCUGCAUCUCUGUGCAAGGGUCUUAACAGGAUAAACGCAAGAACGUGA
Eruca vesicaria subsp. sativa (arugula) is the source of this 2902-nucleotide messenger RNA. NCBI's taxonomy places the organism in Eukaryota, Viridiplantae, Streptophyta, Magnoliopsida, Brassicales, Brassicaceae. The record is from the annotation of a GenBank genome assembly.